AUGGUGCAAGACCCCAACUUCUGGCGCCGCUUCUCCGUCGCUGUACACAACGAUGAAGCCGCCAUGCUCUUCAAAGACUCUGAACAUGGCCAAAAGGAAACCAAGCAUGCGUACGUCGUGUCCCUUUCCUCUCCUACAGUCUCGCCUGUCGCAACACCAACUUCGCAAUGCCACCUCUCGCCUGUGCUGCCUGCCACGGUUUUCACGCGUCCCAUAUCUGCUCCCGCCUUUGUUUCUAAGCAAGACGGAAAAGACAAGCAGAGAAGCAGAGCAACGAGUGGGACGAAGAGUGUGUGCUUUGACGCGAACGAGGACAAAAUGCCCGAGAUGAUAGCACUGCACCACCUACCCUCCUGCCCCCAACUUUCCUUCGCCCCCGAAUCACUCCCCUCGACUCCCAAAUCCGCGUACUUUGCACCGGACUCGCUGCCUUCAAAGCGUGCCUCGCGGCGCGCAAGCCGCUUCCGCUUCGCCCUCUCUUCCCACCCGCCUUCCCUGCCCCCAACCCCCAAAUCCACACACUUCCCCCCUUCCACACUACCAUCAAAGCGCACCUCGCGGCGCUUCACAAAAAACUCCAACACCUCGCGCUUGUCCUUUGGAUUAUCGCUGAGCGGCCGAUCGAAGAGCAGCUUCCGCUUCUGGACGACCGUAACCGCUGACCCCUACCCUAGAGAUUCCUGGCUCGAGGGCCAGAAACGAAAGGCUCGACAGCGCGCCUACAUGUGCUGGGCGUUUUGGAUGGUGUUUCUUGUCCUGAUCGUCGGCGCUAUCGUGGUCCUGGUCGUGCUGAGGAGGGAAGGCAUCAUUUGA
Molecule: messenger RNA, 813 nt
Organism: Ascochyta rabiei
Lineage: Eukaryota; Fungi; Ascomycota; Dothideomycetes; Pleosporales; Didymellaceae
Exons: 1
Coding region: 1-813 (270 amino acids)
Source: RefSeq, a predicted model, not a curated record